Carcharodon carcharias (great white shark) is the source of this 6910-nucleotide messenger RNA. RefSeq names its product cyclin Pas1/PHO80 domain containing 1 (gene cnppd1). Bases 398 to 1798 code for a protein of 466 amino acids. Gene Ontology annotation, cellular component: cyclin-dependent protein kinase holoenzyme complex; nucleus. Gene Ontology annotation, molecular function: cyclin-dependent protein serine/threonine kinase regulator activity; protein kinase binding. The transcript is spliced from 8 exons. The record is from RefSeq and is a predicted model, not a curated record. NCBI's taxonomy places the organism in Eukaryota, Metazoa, Chordata, Chondrichthyes, Lamniformes, Lamnidae. Gene Ontology annotation, biological process: regulation of cyclin-dependent protein serine/threonine kinase activity.
CAGUUCAGAGGCCAUCAUGGCAAAUAAAGCCUGGUGUGCUGCAUGUCUUGUGGGUUUAUGCUGACUGACUGUGGCAUAAUCACUACAAGUGGAAGGGAUAAGAACAUCCAAUCCAUUGGAUUACUUGAAAAUAACAACAUACUUGGUAUGGUAUGGGCACAGACCGGACAUUUAAGAUAACCAUUGAAAUAAAUCUUUUCUCCUUUAUAUUUAACUUAGUAAGCCUCAACUGAAUUCUCCUUUUAAAGCUCUUAAUUAGCUAUGGCAGAUUAGAGCUAGUGGAGGGACCAAGAGAGCUGGUGGUGAAAUAAAUGAAUAGUUUAUCUGUUUUUGGUGUUGUCGAUGGAUAAACUUUGACCAGGACAUCAGGAAAACUCCUAUCCUUCAAAACAGUGCCAUGGAACAGCUUUCUUCAAGGUCAACAGCGAGUGCCAUCGCUGACUGCAAAAUCCAGCUUCUUCCUGGCCACAGCAAACUGACAGAGAGAGUGAAAAAGCGGCUCUACUACAGUCAAGAUUUGGACUACAACAUGGACGCUCUUUCCUGUCCUGUUACUGACAUCGCUGUCGAACUGCUUCAGAAAUCAGCACCGAGUCCCAUCCGAAAACUCCGGAAAAAAUAUGCAGCCCACGUAGCUAGGGAGGCCUGUAUCUCGCCUUGUGCAAUGAUGCUUGCUCUUGUCUACAUUGAGCGGCUACGACAUCGAAAUCCGGAGUACCUGCAACAGAUCUCCUCUUCUGACCUUUUUCUAAUAUCCAUGAUGGUUGCCAGUAAGUAUUUGUACGAUGAGGGAGAAGAAGAGGAGGUGUUUAAUGAUGAGUGGGGAGCCGCGGGCAAGCUGGACGUUCAAGUGGUCAACACUUUGGAGAUGAACUUUCUGCGAGCAAUCGAUUGGAACUUGUACGUAAACACCCAGGAAUUCUUUGAGCUUUUGAGUCGCUUGGAGGGAAGGGUUGCUGAGUCACAAGGAUUGAAAAGAGGCUGGUUCACAUACACAGACUUGUGCGUGAUACUUGAGCAGGCACUGUGGCAACAAGCAUUUACAGAACUCUACCAGCAUGUUGUGAAGGUUGCCUGCAUGAUGGGUCUCGUGUACCUAACCAGCGUUGCAGGAAUUAUCGCUGGUACUGCAGUCCUACGGCAGGCAAUGUGCUCAAAAGGCCAGAUGUAUGUGAUCUCCCAAAAUCAGGAACCUGUUUUGAACCGAGGGGUUAUCCUGGACCCAGUGGAAUGCACACAGGAGGCCAAGUCCUUUCUGUCAACACCAUUCAACGCAGCUGCCGUUAAUGUGGCCUGGCCUCGAGGCUCUCCAUCCAGCCUUCCUUGCUGUUUCGUAGAAACUGACCCUGGCCAUGGGAAGUCUGGCAUUGCAGUGACUGCACUCUGUCUCUGGGGGACUGUCCUGACGUCCCUCACUUACAGCACUGACCUGAGGACAAUCCAAGAGAAGCCUGGAAUCGCACCGCCCAUUUCUUGCUCAAACUGUUGUAAACUUCAAAGUGAGGCCGGGCUGGCUGUCAAAUGCGGGACAUUGAACCAAACGUCUGUCAAGAUUGCCUUUCGUCACACUCCAGUGGAAAUGUAUACCUCCCUCAGUUCACAGAGCACCCCGUCUCCUGUUGGAUGUGACAGCUGCACAAAGCACAUGGAAUUAAACGGAAAGCAACCUCCUUUGACUCUUGGCAUUGAGAGACUGAUGGACAUCCUGUGUCUCCCUGGUUCUCUGAGGAUGAGUAGAUGCCCUGUGGAAACAACAAUGGCAUUUAACCAGCUUGUGAUGCCAGUCUUACCCAGUUAGGGGAAUCAAGCUCCCUUCCGGCAGACUUUGGAAUUGAUAGCUACAGCAAUGUUGAACUGAACUCUCUUUUCCUGAUCCCAGUUAUGAACACUGAAGUAACCUUAAACCCAGAAGUCAAAUCAGCAAGACAGGUGUUAAAGUCACAACACUGUCUCGGUCAGCCACAAAAUCUGGUGGCCAGAAUUGGCAGCUAUACCUAACCUACACAACAGUUAUGAACACCAUGAAUUCAUCAAGUUUGUGUUUGGUAGCCAGCUGGUCAUUGUAUCUUCAAGGCACAAUUGUAAACAUAGGGGACUAUGUUCCUCUCAGCUAACGUGAGCAAUAAACCUGAUUUAUAAAAAGAAACUUCCAUUUAUGUAGACCCUUGUAUCAGAUGUCUCAAGGCACUGAAUUACUUUGAAAUGCAGCAGCUCCUUACAUGGGUGAACAUGGCAGCAGCUUUGUGUGUAGCAGAUCCCACAAAGAAUGACAAGAUGAAUAAUCUGUCUUUAUUUUUGAUGCUGUUGGUUGAGAGAUGAAUGUGGGCACCAUGGUACCAGAAAAUCAGCCUUCAGGCAGAGCUAUGGGAUUUUUCUUCACAUCCAUCUUAAACUGGAACAAGCAGACAGUAACUCUGUUUGACAACUCACCUGAAGAACAGCAUCUCCAGCAAUGCAGCAUCAGCCUAGAGUACGUGCUGAAGUUAAUUAGACCCUGAUGCUGAAUUUUUUCACAGCAAAUGAAGGAAAAUAUAAGGCAGACAUUGUCGGCUGGUUGUAUUUUGUUGACCGUUUACUUUCAUGGGACAUGAUAUAUGUGGGAUUUGUAGAUUCUAAAUCUUAAUUUUUUUUUAUUAUCGCAAUCGAAGGGCUUUUCUAAUGGAAAGGUUUGAUGUAAGUGACUAAGAAUUGGAUAUAGGAUCCAAAAAGGUCCACAUCUCUGAAAUGCUAGCUAUACGUUGGCCGCUGAUGUUGAGAGACAUGAAAUAGGAGAUACCACUUGUAACUUUGGGAACUUUCACAACUGUAAAUGUACUAAAAAUCGCCUUUAAUGCUGUAUGAAUAUGGAUGGUAUUCUGCAUUGUAUUUACAAUGCAGUUUUAGAGUUGGUCCUUGGAGAAUACCAGGAGAUGAGGCUGACUUUCUAAUUUCCUUUCUAACACACCUUUAAAAGGUGUGUUUUUUGUUAACAUAGGUGAUUUCAGUUUUGUUUUAAUACAGCAGUUAGAGAGAUUAUAAAAGUCUGACACAGACAUUAUAACUAAAACAAAACUUUUGAAAUGUUACUUGGGUGGAAAGUAAACCUUGGUUGCCAGAAAGGAUUCGGCAUCAUUUAAGUGAAAAAGCUGACAUUACCACUUUGCUCUGAAGCUCUCUCUGUGCAGCAAUACUCAAGUUCUGUACUACCAAAUGACUGUUGAUCACUUUUUAGUUGCUCCCAAAAGAAUUCAGUGCAUUAAACAGGGCUCUCGUACUUAUAGAACAUGCAGUCAAAAUGUAAACACUUCUGUCCUCCCAAACGAGUGAUUUUGUAUUAUUGGUGCUGACUAUAUUUGUGGCCUGUGAGUUUGUUGAACAUGUCUUUGUCUUAAAUGACGAGCAAACUUUUCUCUAUUCCCCUCCAUCCCCCUACUUAUUUCCUAGUCUUCCUGACUCGCUGUCUUGUGAGGCUACGCAAGUGACCAAUUCCCUCCCUUUUGCUGAUGCUUCUGUGAGCUGACCUGAGUGUGACUGAGAUCAGAAGUUCAGAUGGGGUUACAGUCUGCUUCCUAAGCCUCCUGUUAUUUGGUGGGUUUUAUACACUGAAUAACUGAGCUGAUCAGACCAGGAGGCUUCCAGACCCUAUCACUGGUCAAGUGCUGGUUUUGUUGAUCCCAACCAGGGCAUUUGUAGGAGUUUGGCGGGUUGGAAGGAAAAAAUCUAGACUGCUGCUUCUCAUCACUACCUCAUAGCCUCCCUAGGAGCUUGCAUGUGUAGAGAGGCGAGGACAGGAUUGGAUAUGACUCCCUGACAGUUUAAUAGCCUGCCAGCACUUAGCAUUGAGGUUUAAAACAUGAAGAUUGGGUGAGGUACAGGAGGGCGCACAGUACCUGAGAUGGCACAGCUCAGCAAGGUGACUGUGCCUUAGGAAAGAAGGGAAUUGGCAAGCGGUGGGGUUAAAAAGAACUAUCAGUUCUUGAAUGCGUUUCCUCAUCACGCAAUUCCCAGAAGAUAAAAUAUCACAUUUGCUAGUUACUUUGAAUGUGUAAAUCGCAGCUAUCAAAACUCCAGUUUGUCACUGAAUUUUUGGUGUGACAAUAGGAUAAUCAGAUCAACUCCCACCACUGUGCAUCAACACAGCCAGUGUAUUAAAUAACACAACAGACAGCAAAAAUACGCUUCCUACCAGUAAACUUGGGAAAUGAUGAGUCUUAGCAUUCUAGAAAGGUGCAGUUGUGUGCCUCUCUGUUAUCUCUUUUGAUGACUGGAGAUUUAUUGUGAAAGGUAAACUGAAUUCAACAAGGAAGCAAUGUUUUUGCUAUGACUGAAAUUCUUUUUUCAGGUAUUUUUUUUUUUAAAUGUAAAUCUCUAUGCACCGAUGCUCCAAUGCUGGGCCUGAAAGGGCUGCACAGAACCAAAAGAAAAAGUUACCCACAGAAUGCUGGAAACCUGAAAUAAAUAAUGGAAAUGCACAGUUACCCUCUCAAUGUCUGAACACAAAGACAAGUUCAGAUUUUGGCUUCCAACAUCUCAGACUAGCAGCAGCUGCUGAUUGCUGAAAGGUUCACCUCGCGUUGGGUUUUGCAAAUGAUUUCACAGUUUCGGUGCUAGUCUUGCCGAAUAAGUAAAAGCCUUCCAGCCCUCUAGCAAAAUACAGACUAUUUGAUUUUACAAAAUGGAAUGUUGUGUCAAGCAGUAGGGAGGGUGGGGAUUGAACUUGGCAGGUUUUUUUUGGGAGCUUCCCCCACGCCAUUAAAACGUAGGUUUGUGUUGCUGGGCUGUUUCCUUUUAAUUAGAGUUCACCGAGAGAAACUUUACUCGUGCACGUUAGUUGUCAUGAUAGGAGUCUCGUGUUGAUUGCUUUACAAGAGUUUUGUUUCGAGAAUCUUCCAUUCACCUUAUCAAGGGCUCCUCUCAUUUGGUUCCUCUCUGUCCCCACUUGUGUUCACGCUUUUGUUUUAUUGCCUUCCUCUCUUUGUUACUUCUUUCUCUUCUCUUUGUUUUGUUCCUCCUUCACUUUAUUUUCUUCCAUGCUGUUUUAAUAUUCUCUCUUCUGUAAAACCCUGGAAUGAUGCAGCACAGGAGGAAGCCAUCGGGCCCAUCAAGCCUGUGCGGGCACGCUCAAAGAGACAUCCAAACAGUUCCACUGCUCCACCCUGACCUUUCCCCAUACCCCUGCAAUUUUUUUCAUUUCAAGUAUUUAUGCCGUUUCCUGUCCUUUAUUAUUUAUUAGCAUCAAAUUGUUGUCACAAAUCAUUUGCAUAACUGGAUGGGGCUAAUGAUGAAAAAUAAUUCACUCAAACCUUGUGAUUUUCCACCACUACUGUUUAAAUGUUGAAGAUCCACAAGUUUUCAGAAGUGAGGAAUCAGCUAUUACAACUACAGGACAUUUCAUUUCCUGAAAUCUCCACAGUAAGCUCUUGCAGAUGUAAGCUACUUUUAAAAAUGUGGUAAAAGUAUUUUAGCUUUUAACUUAAAUUUUGCACUGUGUCCUUAGUUUGGGAAAUGCUGAUAUAAUAAGGCUAUAUUUGGGUAGCUGCUGAACCAAAAUGUAACAUUUUGAAGAGGUCAGAAGGUGCAGUGAACUUCCUCUAGUUCACCAACAUCUUUUCAUAAUUGGGGAAAGGUGUUGGGAAGAGAAAGAAAAAUAAAUACUUCCAGCCUUGCGCUGUUUUGCAAAUGCAUAUUGUGGCCCAAGUAGCAGUUGCCCAAAAAUAAGAACAAAAAUCUGGAAACACUUCUGCAACAGAAACAGAAUUAAUAUUUCAGGCCAAUCACCAUUCUGUUUUUAUUUCAGGUUCCUGGCCUGUGAUCUUUUGCCUUUAUACCACUUACACAGGUAGCUUGACUUGAGCUCUUUGACUGACUUGCUUUGCGGCUGAGGGACUCAGCCAGCAGCAGGAGGAGCAUUGAGGAUCAGAGCAGGAAUAAAGCAUGUAUUUUCAGGAUUAAAUUCAAAGAUGAAAGUUCCAAACAAGUCGGUUUAAAAAAUGUAAAGGUUUUGAGGAAGCUGGAAGUUUAAGGACCACUGUCUGGUUUUUAUUUGAUUAAAACAGUACAAUACAGUUCCAGUCUUGCUAUGCAGGAUCUCUGUGCUGUCUGCAGUAUUUCUAAUUAUUUUUAUGGGCAAGUAAUGCUGAUUAAAGGAGCGUAUCCAAACAAGUUCUAAUUUUUCUUCAGGAUUUGUUACAGUAGAUUUAUCACAACUUUGGGCUUUCUUUCUACAGUGCUCUGUUAAUAAGAGAAUACCUUAUUAGGAUAGCAAAGCAGUGCAACCAGUUUUACUGGAGCAAUACUUCCAUUUGCUGUAAAGGAGUUUCACUUCCAAAAGAUUCUCCCAUUUAUAUUAACUUAUGUUUAACAUGUAAUUCACUUUUGAAAUUCUUACAUGCUAGUAUUAAAAAGAAAAAGUGCAGAAUUAUUCCUGUUUUUAUGGUUUUGCUAUCUUGUAUUUUUGUCAGUCCUUUGUGACACAUCUGUAUUUUUUUCAGGGUUAUUGGCUACACUCUGAUCAUAUUGUUUCCCUAUCAGAUUGUUUGUUUCAACUAACUUCUAAUAAAUUAUCUCGGUUGCAUUGAAGUUCAUUGUUAAAUAUUGGUGUCCAUCUUUGAAAACUGGAGUGUGAUUGAAUCAUCACAAAGAAUGUUGCCCCAGUAUGCACAAUGUUAUCUCAGAUAUAUCUAUUAUAUGUUCCGUCAAAUGAUUUUUAAAAAUUCUAAUGUCGUUUACUCCGACAUUCGUAUCAGCUCAAUUUUAAACUUCAUCACUAAAAUUUCUCCAGAAAAAAUACUCUUCUAUCCCUCAAUUGAUACCUUAAUCACUGGAAAUCAUCUGUGUCUAAUAUACUGUAUCCCAUGUAUUCAUAGUUUUAAAUGCUUCUAUUAAAUUACCCUGUAAUCUUUAUAUUAAAAAUUCUUUCCAAUUCUCAAAA